GAUUGGCUGCAGACGUAUGGCUACCUCCCUCCUACAGACCCCAGAAUGUCCAUCCUGCGGUCAGAACAGACCAUGCAGUCUGCUAUUGCUGCCAUGCAGCGUCUCUACGGCCUUAAAGUCACCGGUGAACUGGAUAAAAACACCAUCGAUGAUAUCACCAUAAGCUGGAUGAAGAAGCCACGGUGUGGAGUCCCAGACCAGUUUGACAGAGCCUCGAAAUUUAGCGUCAGAAAAAGACGUUACGCCCUCACAGGACAGAAAUGGCUACACAGACAUAUCACAUACAGCAUAAAAAACUUCACGCCUAAAGUGGGCGCAGAAGAGACCCACAAUGCCAUCCGGCGGGCGUUUGACGUGUGGCAGAACGUGACGCCCUUGCGUUUCGAGGCAGUGCCGUACAGCGAACUGGAGCGCAGCAAGAAAGAUGUGGAUAUUACUAUUAUUUUCGCCUCAGGUUUUCACGGCGACAGCUCCCCUUUCGACGGAGAAGGGGGCUUUCUUGCACAUGCCUACUUCCCCGGUCCAGGGAUUGGAGGAGACACACACUUCGAUUCAGAUGAGCCCUGGACUCUGGGGAACCCCAACCAUGACGGUACGUAAACCUGGUUAUAUUGGGCCCAUAUAAAGGCAGCUUUAUUGGAGAAUAAAUCUCAGCUCGCUCUCCGCUGAAGCAAAUAACUGCAUUGUCUGGGCAUUGCUUUCCUGGACUGAAAAUGCUGAAAUGGUGCAAUGUUUGUUUUUUUAUCAAUUGCAAUUUAUAUUCCCUUACAUUUAAGAGCAAAUGAUUGCCUAUAGUGCAAACAAAUAAGUGGAUUGCUAGUUUUUUUUUGCAGGUUUGAAUAAAGUAGUUGGAGUUUAGGCAUCUCUCUU
Messenger RNA from Danio rerio (zebrafish), 870 nucleotides. Lineage: Eukaryota; Metazoa; Chordata; Actinopteri; Cypriniformes; Danionidae. The record is from RefSeq and is a predicted model, not a curated record.